Messenger RNA from Leguminivora glycinivorella, 2083 nucleotides. RefSeq lists its product as uncharacterized. NCBI's taxonomy places the organism in Eukaryota, Metazoa, Arthropoda, Insecta, Lepidoptera, Tortricidae. The record is from RefSeq and is a predicted model, not a curated record. The transcript has 9 exons. Bases 1 to 2067 code for a protein of 688 amino acids.
AUGGUCGAGCCGCUCGCCGCCGAGGCGCGCGCACCGCACCGACCGCUUCAGGGGCCUGCCGAGCGCCCCAUCUACACUCCGGAAGCCGAGAUGGGAAGUCUAAAGGACGACCCUCAUAAAGUACACUCAGUCGAAAUAUUCUUAUUUUCGAAUGGACAACGAGGCUCGCCUCCUAGAAAAUAUAACGUGCGUGUCGAUGACCGAUAUACUACGUUAAAUUUCUUGGCGCGGUCACAGAGCGGAUCUGACCACAACAUAGAGCUGUACACUACAGCCGGUAAAAAAGUAGGGAAAGCUCUUGAAUUGGGCAACGGAGCCGCCUACGUGGCGGUGGAGCCCCCGCAGGCGUUUAUCCCGUCCGACUACAACGACUACCUUAUGAAAGCAUCUAGAUCAAGAGAAAAACGUCACGAGAAAUUACCACAGAUAGAUUCAAUAAUGCCAGAUAUAACUAAUGCCAAACACGAAACAGAAGAACUAAUGAAAGACGGCACAAAUAUAAAGAUAAUUCAAGAUAUAACAAUACGGCCUACCAGCAAGACAGCUGUUAAAGAAGACAACGUCGCUACACAAAAAAAUAAUUUAGAGCCUGCUAGAACAGCUAAACCAAUAGGACGACUAAAUAAUAAGCAGGCUCUGAAAAAAAAUCCUCAACCGAACUCAAAUAUUUUAAGGAAAAAUACGAAUAGUGUUACUCCUGUUAAAAGAAAAAAUAAUAUUCCCAAAGUAGAUGCAGCAAGCAAAAAAUUUGAAACAUCUCCGUUGCAAAAUACUAAAAUUAAUCCUAUUACAAAAAUAAUUGAAAGAUUUGAAAAAAAUUCAAAAGGUGACGACGUAGCCGGCGUCAUUACAAUCGUUAAAAAUAAUCAGGAAAAUACUGAUUGUCCUGAAGCAUAUGAUUUACUGAAACAUACAGAUACAACUGGUGAGCCUUCUAACAGAUCAAUAGAAAAUAAAACGCCACAACUAUUAGCAGUUCAUUCUAUGCUUAUAGAAAGAAAUAUAAUGCUUCCCAUGUCUCAGGAAAACGACCUGCCUAAAUCCGCUACAAUACCAGUCCAGAACCAUUCUAAAAUAAAUCUGUUAUUGAGUAGUGAACCUUCACAAGAUAUUGUCCCCGAAUUUCGUGAAAGCCCACAAUUGCGAGAGACUCUACUAAGUGAUAAUUCUAAAGAAAUUGGAACUCAGGUCGCAACGACUGAACUAACCAAAGUGCCGAAUAGAUCUCAAAAAAAUGCUACGAUUUUCGGUGACCAAACAGGUGACAAUAACUUCACCAUUUACGUAAAACAUACUGAUGUAAGAAAUGUAAUGCUUAACAUAGAAGUAAAAAAAAUAUCCAGCUCUAUGUUUGAAGCGAGACAUAGUGAGCCCGACGUCCAGGACUCAGCUAAGAAUCCUGCUGAGGCCAAAAGCUACCGUGAAGCACUGACACUUACCGAGCAAUGGCGUGGACACGUCUCCUGCGAGCAAUUACAAAUAUUACAACCAAAUGAUGUUAGCCAAGGUGUUUGCCUAUGUAAUUGCUGCUCGAAUUCUAGAACGGAAGGUGCAGCAGCGUCUAUUUACGUUGAUAAUAACAACUACUUUAUUUUAUUGCCCCCAGAAGAUAUGAAUGAACAAUUAUUAAGCUGCGCUUGCAAAAUGGAAAGAAAUCAAGAAACCAAACGUGAGAUACCCAACUACCACGAGUUAGCAACAAUUAAAAAUCACAUUAUUAGUAAACUAGAUGGGCAUAAUAGUUCACCAACAAAUACAAACGACUUAAAUAAAAAUUUCGAAAGCAGUGGAAAAGAUGGUGAUAUGAAUCAAUGUGAGUGCUGUGACUGUAACCAAAUUUUGGAUGUCGAGUUCCCCGUCAAUGAUAAGCAAACAGUCAUUUGUCGAAACUUUGUUACCGAGGAACGCAUGUUCGGCCAAAAUAACCCCACAGAGCUCAAGGAUGCCAUCACACAAACUGAUUGGAGUGGUAUAGUGCUUGAAGUCCGACCUGGAGAAAACGGGAGCUACGAAUUUCACAUACCUUCGCUUAAAGCUCUCAAAAUGGCUGACUCUUUAUAUAAAUGAGAACUUUAAAUCCGCU